This is a messenger RNA of Cladocopium goreaui, 1928 nucleotides long. The record is from the annotation of a GenBank genome assembly. NCBI's taxonomy places the organism in Eukaryota, Dinophyceae, Suessiales, Symbiodiniaceae.
UUCAUCUCGCCAUGGCAGCGGCAAAGCCGACCAUCAAUGCACACAUUCCCAAGACCGAGAUUAUCACCAAGCACAAGGUCAUCCGAUUUGGAACCACCCGCAAAGCACCCACAGAGGAUGAGGCGAAGUUGUUCAGCUACUUGCACCAGCGUGCAGAUCUCAAGGUCUCCCGAGGAAAUAUUCCCGUGGGCUUCUACGCCUGCAUGUUCCUGGAUGAGGGUCAACCCUUGUUCUUGGAGACGCGCUUCGGCGGCUACGAGGACGGCUUGGCCGUGGGGCCGCAGUUCCAGAUCAGUUGGAAGGCCGAGAAGGAGGUGAUUCCGCCGUUGGACAGCUUGAGCGAUGGCUGGUACAAGGAUCUAGACGACCUUUGGACGUUGGUCCUGUCCUACUUCGAAAAGCGCGCCAUUUUGAGCGAGGAGACACUGGAAUACCUGGACGCCGAUCCCUACGUCCUCUUCGGAAUCGAUGAUCCGCUGACGCAGCAGGCGCUGGUGAAGCUGGAGAAGUUUCCAGCGCUGAUGUGUGAGACCGUUCCCAGCCUGGAGGACUGGGCCUACUAUCUGCGAAUCGAUCCCAAGGAUGGCUCCAUGCUGUGGCUGGUUAGAGCCAUGAUGGAAACAGAGCUGCCAAAACCCUGGACCUGUUACAAGGGCAUUGGUAGCAUCGUGUGCUACCUGCGUUCCGACACGGGCCAGGUCACCUGGAAGCAUCCCUUCUACGACUACUUUCGCCAGCUGCGGGAUUUCUGUCGCCAAGCCUCCAGCCAAGAGGUGAUGCAGGUGCGCUGCAACCGUUUGCUGUGGAGUUACGAGGCCACUCGGAUCGAGGCGGAACAUGACCACGAUCCCUUGAUCUCUCCCUCCUACGUGGCCCGAAUGGCAGAUAUCUUUGGCUUUGAUGUCAAGACUCAAGGCUGCGUGGUGAGGAAUUGCAAGGCACAGUUGAAGGCCUUUGCGAAGGCCUAUCGUAGCAAGCAAGACAUUGACGUGGCGCUGAUCGACGCGUGCCACGAGAUGUUGCAGCGCGACGUGGCCAAGUACAGCGAAAUGGUGACGCACUGGUCCUCCGAGGUCAAGGAUGAUGUGAAGUUUGAUCUCAACAAGCUGGCUGCAGGCGAAAUGUUCUGUGUGAACUGCAAGAUCGUGGCGUUGAGUUUUUGCCUGGAAUGCAAGGAUUACUUGUGCUUGAAAUGCUACGCGGAGCUGCAUGGCAAAGGCUCGCGCAAAGACCAUGCGCCCUUCUGCUUAGUCCCAUGCGCCCUGUGCGUACAGCUGCCGGCGAAGAUUCAUUGCACUUUUACCGACAAGUCCUUGUGCCACAAGUGCUAUGCAUUGAGUCAUAUCAAGAUGCUGCCGCUGGAUGGGAAAGAAAACCAGCCGCGGAGGAUCAACUAUGUGGAACAGUACAACCGCUAUGCGGAGUUUGCCAAGGCCCGCGUGAAGAAGAUCGCGGUGCAGCCCGAGGACAUCCCGGCGCUGGACGACGCAGCAUACGAGUCGGUGCUGAGUACGGAUUGGCAUCCCUUCUACGAUGCGCGAGGGGUGAAGUACUAUCACAACUUCGCCACAGGCGAGCGCAUGCGGCAGAGCCCCCGGCGGGUGCCCGCCAUGGAGGACGCCGGAGCGGAGGAGAAGGAGGUUACCAUGGACGUGACCAAGAUCGUUGAAACCACCAACGAGCUUUUGGAGAACGAAUACAGGGAAGCCAAGCCUUUGGAGGUGCAUCUGCCCUCCAAAUCCGGCGCCGGCGGCCUGGAACGUGGCGCCGUGCCGCUGAGCGGCUUCGACGCGCUGAAGAGCGACGUGCCCGCCGCGGUGCGCGCUGCGGAGGACCCGGAGCACCGGCUGCUGCGGCCGCCGCACCGGACCCAUCUGCCCAAUGAGCUGCCGGAAGACGAGCAGUGAAGGAUGGGAUUUACCCUCUGG